UGGUGUUUUAUGAUAAUAAUAAAUAAAUGUAUGAUUAUUGCGAAAUAAUGAUCAAUUUAUCGCGAUGAUAAUCAGUAUUUUUAACUAGUGCAAUAAUAUUAUUGAAGUCAAAGACGGACUCUUAAUUUGAGCACAUUUAGCAUAGCUAACUUAGUGCAAUCUACCUGCAUCGUCGGUCAUAUUUUCGUAAAUAAUUAUUGUGGCUGAUCGUAUCUUUUUUACUUUAAAUGGACCUUUAUGUUGUUUAUAUAUUGUGAUGCGUAAAAUGUACGUUUGCUUUUGAUUCUGUAUUUCUCCAGAUUUUUUGGAUUAUUAUUGAUCUAAUGAGUUGACGUGAGUUUCAAAAUGACAUCGUUCGCAAAUAUGACGCAGUCUCUCGCCGCGAGUUUGCCGGCCACCUCUAAUUCGGCGACCGGUGCCAAACCUGCCAACCAAGAAGACCCUAUGGCGAUGUCGCACCUGCUCUGCAAUCUCUUUGAUACCAUCAACAAGCCACCAAACCUCCAGCCGACCGCAACCGCUACCGCGACGUCUACCAUACCCUACGAUAUCUGGGCUCUUCCAUCAUGUAGUUCGUUACAGAACGCCACUGCACCUAACAUGCGUGAGUACAAUACUGUUUCCAAUAAUUACCAUCAAAACCAUUCUAAAGAAGAUAAUUCUAGCGGGUCUCCCGGCACGUCGUCAUCAGUCUCGAUAACAUGUUUCCGCUGCGAAGAACGCAAUCCUACCACCCGAUGCCUUGAAUGUAACGACCUUUUUUGUCAUGAAUGCUGUCACAAAGUAACCUCUGACUGCCAACUAAGAGAGCACACUCUGCUGCCUAUUCACCAAAUAUCACCUAUUGGUGCUCGACCGAACUCUGUCACGAAUGAUAAAGAAGUUAUAUAUUGUGAGGUCCACGGCGAUCCCGUUAGAUAUUACUGCGAAGCCUGUACGAUUUCUAUAUGCCAAGAAUGUACUUUAUGGCUACAUAGAGAUCAUUGCCUUUCACCUAAAAAAGGUACAAUCGAUAUGAGUAGAAUUGGAGUUUUUAGAGCAAUAGAAGAUACAAAAACUGGAACGAAGGCUAUUAAAUCUGCCAUAGAUCGUGCAGUAGCAAUGACGAAAGCUUACGAAAAGGAAACUGCAGAAGCUAAUAUGAAAAUUCGUAAAGCCAUGCGUUGCUUCGCGCAGGCCAUUGAAGAUCGAGAAAAAUAUUUGUUAGAUAAGGUAGAAAAAAUGCGUCAAGCCAAGUUGAAUGAGUUAACAGAACACUUGAAUACACUUCGUGGUAUCCUCUCUGGUUUAGCGCAUACUAAUGAAAGUCUAGUUCGUGGUAUGGAUUCUGAAGGUGUUAAUCUGUAUAAGAUCAAAGCAAAAGGAAGAGCGCAAGUUGAAUAUUUUUCUUCUGUGUUUAAAAAUAUGUAUGUCAUGGAAGAGCGCAUUAUGUUUAUACCGCCUAAUUAUGACUUAGUUGACCAAAUAAAAAGGCAAUGUGAUGUCCAAUCUGUUCCUGUAAAUUCUCUGCAUUUUUUAAGUUCGUCCUCUUCACUACAGUCUCGACAGUCGCUACUCCAUUCAUUACAAUCUGCUCAAACAUAUACUCCAUUAUCUUAUCAUAUGCCAGUUUCCAAUAGCCUACGAUCGUUACCCGAUUAUUCAAAUAGUCAUACACGAUUAACAAAUUAUUAUGAUCACAGUAUCUCUACUAGUAUAGCUAUGGACUUUAAUUCAGCACGCGGCAUUGGGCAAGCUAUACCUGGAUACUGGACGUUGGUUUCAGUGAAACCUACUCGAAGCCCGGUAUCUGGAGUUCCAAUGUUUUCUUUUGGGAGAGAAGGUCAAGAUGAAGGUCAAGUAUCGAGGCCCUGGGGCUUGUGUGUAGAUAGAGAAGGAAAUAUAAUAGUUGCAGAUAGAAGAAACAAUCGCAUACAGAUAUUCAAUAGUUAUGGAGAGUUUAGAACAAUGUUUGGAUCUAAAGGAACUGGCCCAGGAGAAUUCGACCUUCCGGCUGGUAUAACUACAGACAUAUAUGGGCGUAUAAUAGUCAUUGAUAAAGACAAUCACAGAGUUCAGAUAUUUACAUCUUCAGGUAACUUUAUCCUAAAGUUUGGUUCCUUCGGCAAAGAGUGUGGUCAAUUCCAAUACCCAUGGGAUGUCGCAGUUAAUACAUUAGGUAAUAUAGUAGUGACUGAUACCCGUAAUCAUCGCAUUCAGCUAUUUACCAGUGAUGGUACUUACAUAACCAAAUUUGUUUUCGAAGGAGCUAAUCCCGCCAAAAUGCUGAAAGGUCCAACAACUCCGAGAGGUAUCUGUUUCACAACAUCAGGAAAUAUCAUAGUAUCUGAUUUUGAAAAUCAUCGCUUGUUAAUGGUCGAUCCAACACUAUCGAAAGUUCUUAAUUGCGUAGGUAGAGAAGGUUCGAGUGUCGGGGAACUUAAUCGCCCAUCUGGAAUCGUAACAGAUGAUGAUGGACAUAUAAUUGUAGCCGAUUCGAAGAAUCACCGUGUACUUGUUUUUACAUCGGAGUUGCAAAUUUUAUGGGCUGUGGAUUUAAAGAGCCCUGGGUUAGACGAUAAAGAUCGUCCAAGCGACGUAGCUCUUACAACAGACGGGUUCCUUGUUGUAUUGUUCGAGACCUUACCUGACACCGCCCGCGACAUUACAUCCCACGGCAAGCAAUACAUCAAAGUUUAUUAAUAAAUGGUAAUAGCUGAGUGGAACUAACAAUAUAGACCUCAGGUCUAUUUACUUUAUUUUUGUUUUGUUUAAUUUGUGUUUAAUUUCAUAAUGUGCCAAUUUUAUUAUUAAUGUUUCGGAAAUCAGGAGCGAGCUUAGCUUGUGGGGCGAUUUUGUUUUUUUCAUAAUAAUAUGUUACGAGCAAAUUAUUUUUCCUUAAAUUCUUUUAAAAAUUUUCGUUACCAUAUUUUUUUUAUUUCAUUUUUGCAUGAGACUAGUCUUUAGAGACCAAACUUUGUUUACAAUGUUUAAUUACGCGACAGUUUCGACCGA
Molecule: messenger RNA, 2994 nt
Organism: Nymphalis io (European peacock)
Lineage: Eukaryota; Metazoa; Arthropoda; Insecta; Lepidoptera; Nymphalidae
Gene: wech
Product: protein wech
Exons: 2
Coding region: 346-2682 (778 amino acids)
Biological process (GO): proteasome-mediated ubiquitin-dependent protein catabolic process; protein polyubiquitination
Molecular function (GO): ubiquitin protein ligase activity; protein binding; zinc ion binding
Source: RefSeq, a predicted model, not a curated record